UCAGGUUGUGGGAAAGCCCUGAGUGUGAGCUUACAACUUCCUGUUCUGUUUCCCGCCCUCUCCUUUUUUACUGUAACUGUGGCUAAAACCUACGUAGGUUGCCUAAUAAACAUAUUCUGACUUCUGAUUCUGUACCCAGGAAAAAGCACAAGACAGAGAGAGCGCAUCGAUGCUCGGUCUGCGCACAGCUCUUCAUGGGGAGCUCGGAACUUGCCACGCACCGAAGAACCCAUAAAAUGGAAAAAUCGUUCCAAUGCCAGGAGUGCGGGAAGUUCUUCUGCUCGAAGGCGAACAUGCUCAGGCACCAUCAGAUCCAUACUGGGGAGAAACCAUACCAAUGCUCACUUUGUGGAAGCAGUUUUAGGCAGCAGGAGCAGCUAACUGUGCAUGAAAGGACUCAUACGGGCGAGACACCGUUUCACUGUUUGGUGUGUGGGAAAAAAUUCAACAGGAAGUCCGUCUUCCUGACACAUCAGAGAAUCCACACAGGAGAGAAGCCAUAUCAGUGCUCUUUUUGCGGUAAAAGGUUCAUCCGGAGGGCCUACCAUGCCAUCCACGAGAGAAUCCACACCAGAGAGAAGCGGGUACCGAUGCUCGGACUGUGGGCAGAGUUUUAAUUGGAAUGCAGAGCUCAUUGAACACUUGAGAACCCACACUGGGGGGAAGCCAUACAAGUGCCUAGGCUGCGAAAAGCGCUUCAGCCAGCAUUCGGACCUCAUCAGACAUCAGAGAACCCACACGGGAGAACGGCCCUACAAAUGCUCUCAUUGCGGGAAGGGCUUUAUCCAGAGGGCGCAGCUGAUCUUACACGAAAGGACCCACACAGGAGAGAGGCCCUACAAAUGUUCACAGUGCGGGAAAAGCUUCAGCCGAAGCUCUGUCCUCAUCCGGCACCUCCUUCUGCACACAGGGGAGAAGCCGUACAACUGCUUGGACUGCGGGAAAAGCUUUUGUGAGAGGGCCCAGCUCGUGGCCCACGAGGUCACGCACGCGGACGACAAGCCCUAUAAAUGCACCGACUGUGGGAGGAACUUCAGCUGGAAGUCAGCUUUCACCCGACACCGGAGAAUCCACACAGGAGGAAAGCCACACCAGUGCCCCGAUUGUGGGAAGAACUUCAUUCGAACCACUCACCUUGCUGCCCACCAAAAAACCCACGGAAAGGAGACAGAGGGCAAUGUCUUGAUCGGGAAUGAAAUUUUAACCUGA
Elgaria multicarinata webbii is the source of this 1209-nucleotide messenger RNA. RefSeq names its product zinc finger protein 774-like. Gene Ontology annotation, biological process: regulation of transcription by RNA polymerase II. The record is from RefSeq and is a predicted model, not a curated record. Lineage: Eukaryota; Metazoa; Chordata; Lepidosauria; Squamata; Anguidae. The coding region runs from base 547 to 1209 and encodes 220 amino acids. Gene Ontology annotation, molecular function: DNA-binding transcription factor activity, RNA polymerase II-specific; RNA polymerase II cis-regulatory region sequence-specific DNA binding. Gene Ontology annotation, cellular component: nucleus. The transcript has a single exon.